UGCAGAGAGACUGUGAACACUAUCUGGGCAUUGUACGCGUCAAAAGGUCACAUGGAGCAACCGCAACAGCCGUGCAUCGUCUACAACCAGACGGAUUUCUGCACUCCAAUAAAGGCGUCAAUUUCGUCCUUUCAAGCGGGCUUGGAAAAAGAAAGGCAAAUUGUCCGACCAGGGCGUGUCCCAAGGGCGUGUCUGAUUGCGGUUAGGCUUGGUGCUUUCCGGGUCAGAAGGGUCAAAUAUCAAUCCCGGGUAGGUAUUGAGCGACAACGUACAGUUGGCACGAGGAAUUUCCAGCACUGGCACGCAGCAGAGCACCGCUAGGAUCCGGCUUCUACAAGACUAGUUGUCUACACGGAAGAGAAGGUGCCUGACUGACGAGGCGCAGCGCGGCGCGAUGGAGGAGGAGAGGGCAGCGGCGUACUAUCAGGACCUCGUGCGCCGCGGGUCCAACGCGGCGCGAUUCAAGCAGGGCCUCGGAUUCGGCGCCGGCUCCGCCGCUGACGUCAGCGGCAGUGGCGGCGGCGGCGGCCCGGCCUGGGUAGGCGGCGCGGGGUUGGCGUUCGUGGCGGCGUCUGGCGGCGCGGCGUCGUUCGAGCGGGAGAAUUUAGAAUCGGCUCCGAAAUCACCGGGAGAUGCGGCGCCAUUUGCGGCGUCGUUCGAGCGCGAUCGCGUGGCGGCUACCGCGGAAGCGCGCGUGGCGAGUGUGCGGGAUAAGCUGCGGAAGGGCGGAGCGGAUGGGGCGCGCGGGGGAGGGAUAGGGAGUGCGGGGACUGGCGGGCGCGGGGCGGAUGGGGGAGGAGGGGGGAGUAGGAGUGAGGGGCGGAGAGUGGUAGAGAGGAGUAAGGAGAGAAACAGAAGCAGAAGCAGAAGCAGAAGCAGAAGGCGAAGAAGGAGUAGGCGCAGUGACAGCAGAAGGGAGGGAAGGAGGGGAAGGAGCAGGCGAAGCGGCAGCAGAAGCUGCAGUAGGGAGAGGGGAAGGGGGGGGAGAAGGAGCAGCAGCAGGGGUAGAAGCAGGAGCAGGAGCAGGGAGAGGGGGAGUCGGAGGCAUAGAGACAGGAGCAGCAGUAGGUGCAGCAGCAGCAGCAGUGGGAGCAGGAGGAGAGAAGAGCGAAGAAGAGGCAAGGGCCGGCGGGGUAGGAGGGGGAGCGGCAGAUCCGAGGAUGGAGGGGAGAAACGAGAGAGAUGCAGGGGGGGGAGUAGCAGCAGGGAGAGGAGGAGGAGUAGAGACAGGAGGAGCAGCAGUAGAGACAAAAGGAGGAGGAGCAGGAGUAGCAGCAGGGAGAAUGGGAGAAGGGAGGGAAGGGGAGGGGGGAGUGAGAGCAAGGCAGUGCCGCGAGUUGACCCCAAGCUGCGCGCUCUGCAGCUCAAGGAGCGAAUGGAGCAGCAGUUUCAGAGGGCAGCCACCAACCACACAACAGCAGACAAGGGCACGGGGCUGGGCGGCGAGUGGGAGCGGUUCGGAUUUGAUACCGCUGCCCCCUUGGAGGAGGAGCGGGAUGCCGACGCUGACGUGGAUGGCACAGAUCCAACGGCUGGGAUUGGCCGUGCUGAUGCAGUGGGAGGAGCAGCAGACGACCUUGCAGACUUGGAUCGCAUCAAGUCGUCCUUUGCCUUCUCCUCCUUCGCAAAUCGUGGCGCUACCACGCAAGAGGCACACGAGAGUGCGAUUUUCGGAGCACCACCUGCUGCGGCCAGUGAGAAGCUGCCACGUGGACAGUCCAACACGGAGUCAGAAUCCAGUAUGAGAAGAGGGCGGCAUGCUGACGAGGCACGCCGGCCAGGCGACCAGGGAAGGGAAGAGAGAAGGGGGGAGAGGAGAGGGGAGAGGGGAGAGGGGAGGUGGAGAGAGAAGAUUAAGGAGGAAAGGAGGGGAGAGGGGAGGGAGGAGAGGAGGGAGGACAGAAGAGACAGAAGAAAUGAAGGAAGAGGAUAUGAGAGGGAGAGGGAAGCAGAGAGGUCACAGGACAGGAGUGAGGAGAGGGAGCGAGUGAGGCAGCGGGAGGAGAGGAGGGAGAAGGAGAAGCCAAGGGAGCAGCAAGGAAGCGCAGCAAGUUUGGGUGGUGGAUCGGCGGCAGCAGCAGUGGACGCCAAGCUCUCUCUGUCUCGAAAGGGGGCCGCCAGUGGCGCUGGUAGUGGCAGGGCCAGUGCAGCGGAUGCAUUCACAGCGGCGGUGGCGGCAGCACUGGGAGUGGAUGAGGGGGACGACGAGGAGAGCGUGCCGGUCAUCGUGGGGGUCGUGCUGGACGCACCACCCUUGCACACACACUCUACCCACUCUCACGCCCAUGGCCUCGCGCAGAACCCCCCUCAUGCUGCUACUGCUGUGCCAGCUGGCACGCCUUUGUCGGGGAAUGGGGGGGCGUCAGGUGGAGGAGCAGCGGGCGUGGGAGCCGCUUCAGCGUCGGCUGGCCAGGAGCAGGCUGCUCCUCGGCAACAAGUCCCUUCGUGGAAACAGCGUGCAAUGCAGUUGAGAGAAGCAAGAGCAGCCAAUCAGCAACAAUGAUGGUUGAGACGAGAUGUUGAGUGGAUGGCUUGACUGAAGGAUUGAGUACUGUUACCUGUUACGAUUGAAUUAGUUGGCCUUUUUUUAUAUUGCAUGUUUCUGUGCUUCUUAUGUCUGCCUCUCCCUAUUGCAUUAUUGUG
Molecule: messenger RNA, 2643 nt
Organism: Closterium sp. NIES-67
Lineage: Eukaryota; Viridiplantae; Streptophyta; Zygnematophyceae; Desmidiales; Closteriaceae
Source: the annotation of a GenBank genome assembly